This is a messenger RNA of Durusdinium trenchii, 909 nucleotides long. Lineage: Eukaryota; Dinophyceae; Suessiales; Symbiodiniaceae. The record is from the annotation of a GenBank genome assembly.
GCUCGUUGAACACUUAAGUUCAGCACAAAAAACAAUCAGUUUGGAACAGUUGCUUAUGUUUCAUGCACUUCGAACAUACAACUGGAUCAAAACAGCCUCAAAGGUGCUGCUCUGAGGCCCGUGAGGAGAAUGAUUUGAACAGCUAUACACUGCACACCCUAAACAACUGCACAUAGCACCAGCUGGAGGAGAGUUGGCAAUUCCAGGUGCACCAUAUGAGGACAUCGACAUGGAGAUGCACAAGUUCGCCCGAUGAAGCUGUUGUAUAGUGUCAAGAAGGUUCUUCAACGACCUCAAGUGGUCAAGACCGACCAGAGGCCAAGCGACUUCUCCGAGCCGGCAUGCCUGCAAAGGUUGUAGAGCUGGCAUCCGAGGCCGUGGCUUCAUGCAGCAUAUGUCGGAAGUACUCUCGACUUCCUGUGAGACUGAGGUCAAAGGUGAGUCUUGCUGUUCAUAUUGAAGAUGAGGUAGAGCUGGACGUUUUCUAUCUCUGGAGCAAGACUUUUGUGCUGAUGGUCGAUGUGGCAACACACUACAAGGUGGCCUAUGAGACAACGUCUAGAGAGGCCUCCGACAUCAUACAGGGCAUGUUUACGAAUUGGAUCAGGUUCGUUGGACCGAUGCGUGCGCUCACUAGUGACCAGGAGACCUCCAUCAUGAAGCCACACACAAACACAGAAAUUGAACAUCUGGACGUCUGGGCAUCACUCGGAAUCCAAAAGACACCACAAGUGAAACAGCAGGUUCUCAGCAUACAGGCAUUGGCAUCAUCGAGAGACAUGUCAGCCUCACCAAGCUCACCAUGCAAAAGAUCAAGGCUGAGAUCGAACGACAAGGACUCUCCUGUGAAGAUCAACAAGUUGCAAUGGAAACACUAGAACACAACCAGUGUAUAUCGUCCUAUUUUGG